Sodiomyces alkalinus F11 is the source of this 944-nucleotide messenger RNA. RefSeq lists its product as hypothetical. Lineage: Eukaryota; Fungi; Ascomycota; Sordariomycetes; Glomerellales; Plectosphaerellaceae. Bases 81 to 725 code for a protein of 214 amino acids. The transcript has a single exon. The record is from RefSeq and is a predicted model, not a curated record.
AUCUUAAUGCGCUUGUACGUGUAUCUCGACAUGUCUCCCAUAAGGUACCUACCUUACCCAUAUCUGGGCAGAUCUCCGUGAUGAGGCUUCAUGCUUCAUCUACACGUGCAAAUCUAGGAACACCAACCGACACCGCACUCCGUACACUACAACCUACAGCCCUCUCGGAAACGAAACCCGAACUAUGUGAACGCGCAUUGCAAGCUAUCGAUGAUGAAGCUCCCUUCGCAGACACAUCUUAUUGUCUUACAUGGAGAACACGCAGAAGACUCGCGUGGAGCCCAAGGCCUCAUUCCUCCAGUGUGAGGGGCAAAGAUAGAUUCGUCAAACCAGCGAGACCAGCCGCAGCCGCCCCUCUUCUGGUUCCUGUCCUACGACCUUCCCGUUCCGGUGAUCAGCUAGAGGCACACACAAGCCCAUGGACCAGUCGAGUCAGCAUCCACCAUGCGGGCCUCAACGGGAACCAUGUCAGGGCGGCUGACACCUUACUCAAACAGGCAGCUGGCCGAAGCAGUAACCAUCUGCUGCCGAUCGCGACCCCAGAACUUUUGUUCCUUUUGUUCUUUUUUUUUUUGUCUGUUAAUUUGUGGCUUGGGGGAUUGGGGUUUGCCGCCUGGCUUCUGAUCACGGCAUCCAUGCGAUCACCUGCGCAACUACCCCUAUUCGACCGCUUUUUCUGGUCGCCUCGGUUGUCCCCAUUGUGCUUGCUAGUGCUGUCGCGAUAACGAUUGGUGCGCAGUCGUCGGAUUGGCACGAGUCGGGUCGGUCACCCUGUCGUUCGAUAGCUCUUCCAUCACCCUGUACGUGUACCGUUGUAUGGGCCCAGGGGUCAGUCACAGCUCCCCCAGCUCCCCAGCUCCCCAGCUCCCCAGCUUCCCAGCCCCAAACCCACAUGUCUUACCAGGGCCGUAGUCGGCGGUGGCACAAUACAAAUUGACCCUUGA